CAGGGCUGGGCAGGCGUCUGUCUCCAGGCUGGCUCUGGGCGAGGCCAGUGGGGAGGGGACUUCGGGGACGGGACGGUGAAGACUGCUCAGGCCGAGGAGGCCCCGGCGGCGGCGGCGGCGGCGGCGGCGGCGGCCCAGGCCGGGCGCACACCCAGCCCCGCGCGCCUGCCGCCAUGCAGGACGGUAACUUCCUGCUGUCGGCCCUGCAGCCCGAGGCCGGCGUGUGCUCCCUGGCGCUGCCCUCCGACCUGCAGCUGGACCGCCGGGGCGCAGAGGGGCCCGACGCUGAGCGGCUGCGGGCGGCCCGCGUCCAGGAGCAGGUCUGCGCCCGCCUCCUGCAGCUGGGCCGGCAGGCUCGGCACAACGGGGCGGCGGAGCCCGAGGGCGCCACCGAGGUGGCCAGAGGCACAUCCCGCGGUCACUACCACACCCUGCAGUCUGGCUUCAGCUCGCGCUCCCAGAGCCUCGGUGGGGACAACGUCUCUACCUUCCGGCCCGUUGCCAAGCCAGCCUACAGCCCGGCCUCCUGGUCCUCCCGCUCAGCUGUGGAUCUGAGCUCCAGUCGGAGGCUGAGCUCUGCCCACAACGGGGGCAGCGCCUUUGGGGUCGCGGGGUACGGGGGAGCCCAGCCUGCCGCACCCAUGCCUACCCGGCCCCUGUCCUUCCACGAGCGUGGGGGGGCGGGGAGCCGGGUGGACUACGACACGUUGUCCCUGCGCUCGCUGAGGCUAGGGGCCGGGGGCCUGGAUGACCGCUACAGCGUGGUAUCCGAGCAGCUGGAGCCCCCAGCUGCCUCCGCCUACAGGGCCUUUGGCUACGAGCGCCAGGCCAGCUCCGGCCGGUCAGGGGGCUUGGACUGGCCGGGAGCCGCUGAGGGGCCGCCCAGCCGGACCAUCCGUGCGCCGGCCAUGCGGACCCUGCAGCGAUUCCAGAGCGGCCACCGCAGCCGUGGCGUGGCCGGGGUGGCCCCAGGGGGUGUCCUGGAGCCUGUGGCCCGAGCACCAUCCGUGCGCAGCCUCAGCCUGAGCCUGGCCGACUCCAGCCACCUGCCGGAUGUGCGUGGACUGGACAGCUACGGUGGCCACCGCACUCUGCAGAGGCUCAGCAGUGGAUUUGACGACAUCGACCUGCCCUCAGCAGUCAAGUACCUCAUGGCCUCAGACCCCAACCUGCAGGUGCUGGGAGCAGCCUACAUCCAGCACAAGUGCUAUAGCGAUGCGGCAGCCAAGAAGCAGGCCCGCAGCCUUCAGGCCGUGCCCAGGCUGGUGAAGCUCUUCAACCACGCCACCCAGGAGGUGCAACGCCACGCCACGGGCGCCAUGCGCAACCUCAUCUACGACAACGCGGACAACAAGCUGGCCCUGGUGGAGGAGAACGGCAUCUUCGAGCUGCUGCGCACGCUGCGUGAGCAUGACGACGAGCUGCGCAAGAACGUCACAGGUGCCCUGCCAGCCCACGCCAGCCCUCUCCUUCCCUCCCCCCGUCCUCUGUCCCUCUGUCCCCGCCCCUUCCAUCGGUCCCGACUGUUCUUGUGCCAUAGGUCUGCAGCUAGCCUCCAGCCCCCGGGCCCCGUGUCCCCAAGCACGGUCUCUCAGCUGUGUCACAGCCCCGUGACCUGUAGGUUGUGUGCAGGCUCUCUCCAUGGGGCUCUCGAGCGAGGCUCCAAACGCCAGGAGGGGCCCUGGGAGAGGUUGGGAGCCUCGUCCCCACCCUCCCUGGAGGGCCUGGCGGGGACUAGCGGGCGACUGCUGACCACGGCCACGGCCCCGCCUGCCCCAGGGAUCCUGUGGAACCUGUCCUCCAGCGACCAUCUGAAGGAUCGCCUGGCCAGGGACACACUGGAACAGCUCACAGACCUGGUGCUGAGCCCCCUCUCGGGGGCCGGAGGACCACCCCUCAUCCAGCAGAAUGCCUCUGAGGCUGAAAUCUUCUAUAAUGCCACGGGCUUCCUCAGGAACCUCAGCUCAGCUUCCCAGGCCACUCGCCAGAAGAUGCGUGAGUGCCACGGGCUGGUGGACGCCCUGGUCACCUACAUCAACCACGCCCUGGACGUGGGCAAGUGUGAGGACAAGAGUGUGGAGAACGCCGUGUGCGUGCUGAGGAACCUGUCCUACCGCCUGUAUGAUGAGAUGCCGCCCUCCGCCCUGCAGCGGCUCGAGGGCCGGGGCCGCAGGGACACGGCCGGGGCGCCACCCGGCGAGGUGGUGGGCUGCUUCACGCCUCAGAGCCGGCGGCUUCGAGAGCUGCCCCUCACGGCUGAUGCACUGACCUUCGCCGAGGUGUCUAAGGACCCCAAGGGUCUUGAGUGGCUGUGGAGCCCCCAGAUCGUGGGGCUGUACAACCGGCUGCUGCAGCGCUGUGAACUCAACCCACACACGACCGAGGCAGCCGCGGGAGCACUGCAGAACAUCACCGCGGGCGACCGCAGGUGGGCGGGCGUGCUGAGCCGCCUGGCCCUGGAGCAGGAGCGCGUCCUGAACCCGCUGCUGGACCGGGUUCGGACCGCUGACCACCACCAGCUCCGCUCGCUGACUGGCCUCAUCCGAAACCUGUCUCGGAAUGCCAGAAACAAGGACGAGAUGUCCACCAAGGUGGUGAGUCACCUGAUCGAGAAGCUGCCGGGCAGCGUGGGCGAGAAGUGUCCCCCCGCCGACGUGCUGGUCAACAUCAUAGCCGUGCUCAACAACCUGGUGGUGGCCAGUCCCAUCGCUGCCCGAGACCUGCUCUACUUUGACGGGCUCCGAAAGCUGGUCUUCAUCAAGAAGAAGCGGGACAGCCCCGACAGCGAGAAGUCCUCCCGAGCAGCCUCCAGCCUCCUGGCCAACCUGUGGCAAUACAGCAAGCUCCACCGAGACUUCCGGGCGAAAGGCUAUCGAAAGGAGGACUUCCUGGGCCCAUAGGUGAGGCCUUCCUGGAGGAGGAUGCAACGUCGCCUAGCCUCCAAGGGAUAGGCUCAGCUCUGCGCUGCUCGCUGGCCAGCCUGGCGGAGAAGGCUGAUGGCCCGGGGCCUCUCACGGGAGCCCCGUGUGCCACUUUGCAGGGGCCCAGGCACCAGGGAGGGCAUGGGGGCGCUGUUUUAGGGAUUUGGCUUCUAUAGGGCAGGGGUAGGGCAGGGCUUGAGGCUGCUCGGUGUGUGGGGUGGUGACCGGGUCAUUGGGCAGAGGUGGUGAACUGCCAGUCCUGGGAAUAAAGAUAGCUAUGGAC
This is a messenger RNA of Prionailurus viverrinus (fishing cat), 3204 nucleotides long. RefSeq names its product plakophilin 3 (gene PKP3). The coding region runs from base 174 to 2900 and encodes 908 amino acids. Gene Ontology annotation, biological process: cell-cell adhesion; cell-cell junction assembly. The transcript has 12 exons. Gene Ontology annotation, cellular component: cytoplasm; nucleus; adherens junction. Gene Ontology annotation, molecular function: cadherin binding. Lineage: Eukaryota; Metazoa; Chordata; Mammalia; Carnivora; Felidae. The record is from RefSeq and is a predicted model, not a curated record.